ACGACACGCUGCAAUCGCACGUCCUCUUGAGCGCCUGCCGGCGGGACGAGCAAGCGCAAGAGGUGACCACGCCGCGAGGCACCUCCCGGGGACGGCAUCACGUACUCGUACUUACUGGAAGAAUCCUUCCCGGCCGUGGACUGGCAACACCCGCAGUGUCUUGGAAAGAAUCGAAAUAGGAUGCUGUGGAGCACAGCGAGCGGCGAGGUUGACGGAUUCAGAGUGAGUGGGAAGGGGAAUACUCUGGUGGUCCACGCGGGGAGGGUUCAUGGCGUCAGUUUGCGCACGAAGUUCAGCGUGCGCCAACAUGGGCAGGCCAACAAAUCGCUCGGCACGUUGGUCGUGAGGAGUCUAGACGAUCUGCGCGAGGACAAACUGCACGUGUUCGUGCCUCCAGAUGUCGCCGAAGUUGGCUCACUAAUCGGCUCGUUGCCUCCCGGGGCCUUCAUCGUCGCCGCGAAUAUGCAAACGCAGGCGGAUGUCGCUGUGCGCCGGAGUCCAAGCGGGGAAACGUUGCUGGAAAGGCUGGAUCCUCUGAUGCGGCGCUACUGCCCGCUGUUGCCUGGCGAUCUGAAUAUACUGGAUAUGCGGAAGGCCUUGGAGACGAUAUAUCACUUCAACUUCCACUUGUACAGGCAAUCGAACCGGUCUGGGCCAGAUAUCCCGGACGUCUCUGUGGAGCUAUACAAACUGCGUAAAGAGGAGAAGGGAAAGGGGAUCCAGAUGUUUGUGCCAGAAGGCGACACGAAUCUUUUUUGUCACGAAGUCGAUGUGACCGCGCACAGCCCAUCGGAAAAGCCGGCAUUGAAGGAGGCUGUUAUCACCGACUUUGAGCCCUUCUAUGGCCUCAACCUCGUCAAUCGCUCCGAUCGCAACUUUUUCCCGUACCUGUUCUAUUUCGACCCGAAUGAUUACUGCAUACAAUGCUGGUACCACCCCGAGUCGCCUACCAUGUCGGCCCCCCUGGAACAAAAUAACAGCCUGAAAGUCGGGCACGGCGCGCGCGAGGCCGGCUUGCAACGGUCCAUCAAACUAUCUUUACCUCCCAACGUAUCGUCGGACACGGGUUUUGUGAAGCUGUUUGUGACAACGGAAACUGCGCAACCAUUGUUUUUCCUGAUGUGGCUUCGCCAUCGGCUUGAGACAAAAGCAGAUCACAGCAUACGUACAAUGUUUAUUCAUACCCCACCUUGAUCAAUACUUUACAGGUUCUCGUUAAUGUUGCAAUAUUCUUUGGAGCAUUAAUUGCAUAGCUUAUACCACCGGCCACAAAUACGCGUCGUUGACGACCAAAAUCAAAAUAGAGCUGCGGAAGGAAGGUCUGUUGGUUCAAAGUCGUCUCACAGACACUUCCAGGAGAACUUCAACUGUAGUUCAGUUUAUGGAGA
This is a messenger RNA of Laetiporus sulphureus 93-53, 1388 nucleotides long. RefSeq lists its product as uncharacterized. The record is from RefSeq and is a predicted model, not a curated record. The transcript is spliced from 5 exons. Lineage: Eukaryota; Fungi; Basidiomycota; Agaricomycetes; Polyporales; Laetiporaceae. The coding region runs from base 181 to 1194 and encodes 337 amino acids.